Molecule: messenger RNA, 1120 nt
Organism: Alosa alosa (allis shad)
Lineage: Eukaryota; Metazoa; Chordata; Actinopteri; Clupeiformes; Clupeidae
Product: NADH-cytochrome b5 reductase 2
Exons: 9
Coding region: 39-1028 (329 amino acids)
Cellular component (GO): mitochondrion
Molecular function (GO): FAD binding; oxidoreductase activity
Source: RefSeq, a predicted model, not a curated record
UAGGACGGCCCUUGAGCAAAGGUGCAUGCUUUCUCUCAAUGUGUGACCUAUGUAUACAGAACCAACAACAGGCUACUGAGGGUAACCCGGGGCAGUGUGACAGAACAGCAAUUAUGGAAGACUAUCUGACUGUGCCUAUACUGGUGGCAAUGUCUGUCCUGGCUUUUACCCUAUAUUACCUCAUGUCAAAAAAUGGUGGAGAGAAAUCCUCACAGGCUCCCAAAACUCUCCUGGACUCAACAAUUAAAUACUCCCUGCCCCUCACGGAGAAGGAGGACAUCAGCCAUGAUACCAAGCGCCUCCGCUUUGGCCUUCCAUCUCCCUCCCAUGUCCUUGGCCUUCCAGUGGGUCAGCAUGUUUAUCUCUCUGCAAAAGUCAAUGGCAGCCUUGUGAUCCGUGCUUAUACCCCAGUUUCAAGUGAUGAGGACAAGGGCUUUGUUGACCUGGUUGUGAAGGUAUAUCACAAAAAUACCCAUCCAAACUACCCUGAUGGGGGUAAGAUGUCUCAGUACCUCAAUAACAUGGGCAUUGGAGACGCUAUUGAUUUCAGAGGGCCUAAUGGACUGCUCGUCUACAAGGGAAAUGGAACAUUUGCAAUCCGUCCUGAUAAAAAAUCUGAGGCCAAAGUCAGGAAGUUUAAACAUGUGGGAAUGAUUGCCGGUGGAACAGGUAUUACCCCAAUGCUCCAGCUGAUUAGAUGCAUCACAUCGAACCCUACCGACAACACCAAGUGCUCUCUUUUAUUUGCCAACCAGACAGAGAAAGACAUCUUGUUGAGAGAGGAGUUGGAAGAGGUUCGGACAAGUCACCCAGAGCAGUUCAAACUGUGGUACACCCUGGAUAAGCCACCACAGGGAUGGGCGUACAGCUCAGGAUUUGUAAGCACUGAGAUGAUUAAAGACCACCUCCCUGCACCAGCGGAUGAUGUGCUCAUUGUGAUGUGCGGCCCACCACCAAUGAUCCAGUACGCCUGCCUGCCAAAUCUCACCAAACUGGGCCACAAGUCAGAGAACACCUUUGCCUACUAACAAGUGAUGAACACGAUGACAUUAGUGUAGACCACAAGGCCUCUGAGAUUUGAUACCAUUUCAUUGAAUAAAUGCAUUUUUUAUUUGUUAUA